AUGGCCUUACACCGCGGCAUCCAAUCCGCCAUCUUCUACUACCUCUCCUGCGCCCCCUGCAGCGAUGCGCGAUACCGCAAGAAGCGGAAACAAGAGGCCCAGCGCGACCGGGCGGAUCGGGAGUUGCUCGAGGCGCAGAUGCCGGAUCUGUAUCGGCAUCCUUCACCCAGCUCCACGAAUCCGUAUUGGCAGGCUGAGAUUGCGCUAGGGCCGCAGCCGGUGAGUAGGAAUGGGAAGAAUAGGAAGACGCCGACGGGUGAGAGUCAGCGAGGCGGGAAUGGGAAUGGGAAUGGGGUGUUGAGGACGAGUGCGACGCAGAGUAGCAAUGCGAGUAUGGUUGCUAGCAGUGUGGAUGUGGCGCGGACGUGGAGUAGUCCCGAGUACAGGAAUGAGAGCACGUCGAGUUUUGCCCAGCAUCAACGGGAUGAUGAGCCGUUGUGGGGGGUGGAAGAGGAGAGAAAUAUGCCGUACCGGAAUCGGCUGCGUGGCUCGAGUAAUCCAGAUGAACCUAUUAGACCUGCGAAGGCGAGAACGAGGGAUCCUACGAUUUAUGAGGCGCCUUAUAAUCCUACGAUCAACGAUCAGCACCCAGCGACCGUGACGAAAGUGAAAUCACAAGAUGAUAUUGCGUGGAUGCUUCAGCCGCCGCCGGUGGCAGAUGUCAUGAGUGGGAAGCGGCCGCCACCGAGUAGGAGUGGGACGACCAGCAGUAGACGCUCCGCACACAGUGCUGGAACCUCACAACGGGGUAGUAAUAGAGUCGAAGAGCUUCGAUUACCGACUGGAAGCUCUUUGCUCUCGACAGCAUCCCUGAACAGCAAUAUCCUCCCCGCGCAAGGCCAACGGCACGAUAGAGAUACCAGGAUAGAAGAACGGGAUUUCGCUACCGUGCCGGAGACGAGAGGGAGACGUCGACCACGACCUCUCGAAUUCAAAAAUGCUUCUGAGGAUUCCGAACUCACGGUCCUGCAUCGACCGUCCGUGGUUCCUGAACCGAUACGAAUACGUCGCGCUGCUUCUUCCCGACCACAAUUAACAACCAUCAUGUCCGACAACAUCACCUCAGCAACAGCAUCAGGCACCGAAUUCUUCAUCCCGGCUCAAAAGCCAAAGGAGAAUAGUCUACCAAGCCGUGCCCGUCAAACCGAAGCAGACGCCUCCUCCUCGGACGAUCGCGACAGGAUCUCCCGCCGUCUAGACAUGAUCCCCGGCAACGGCGCCGACACCCCCAUCCGCCUCCUCCGCCAAGACCUCGGUCCCAAGACGCCAGCAACGUUACAUACACGUAUCUUCGCCUCGACGCCUGGAGCGGGUCCGGAAGGUCGAUUGAGGAUCCCUGCCGCUGCUGUGGAGGGGGGGAGUGAGGAAGUGGAUGAGAGGCGGUUGACGGGUGGCCCGGAGUUGUUCGAUAGUUGGUACACGCCUGAUUUCGAGUUGAGUGAGUGGGUGCAUGAGUAUACGAAGAGGGAUCGGGGGGAGGUGAGGCAUCGGUGGUCGAUGGAUAUUUGA
Recurvomyces mirabilis is the source of this 1509-nucleotide messenger RNA. RefSeq lists its product as uncharacterized. The record is from RefSeq and is a predicted model, not a curated record. Bases 1 to 1509 code for a protein of 502 amino acids. NCBI's taxonomy places the organism in Eukaryota, Fungi, Ascomycota, Dothideomycetes, Mycosphaerellales, Teratosphaeriaceae. The transcript has a single exon.